AUGGUAACGCAUAGAUUAAGUUUUAUUACAGGUCUGUCAACAAACGAUUGGUUAUCGUGUGAUUUUGAAGCCAAUAAUUCCUGUGAAUGGAUUGACGAUGCAAAUAAUUGGCUUGCUAAUUGGCGUCCAACUUCUCAGGUUAUUAAAGAAGGUCGAAUGAAAGGAAAACAUCGAUCAGUACUGUGUACUCAAAUAAACUCUCGUACACGAUCACGUUUACGUAAUCAACUGGGUCAUUCAUCUGUUUCAUUGAAAAAAAAUAAUUUGGUUGUUCGAAUCAUUAGUCCACCAGUUACCACCUUAGACAAUUAUAAGUGUUUAAAGCUUAAUUAUCUGUUUGAAAAUGCGCCUCAAUCUUCUUCAAGUGGUUUCACAUUAAAUUUACUACGUCGUUCUGAGGGUUGGAAAAAUCAAUGGUCUAUUAUUGAAGAACCAAGAACCGAGAAUUUUCAAACAGACGGAGAAUUUGAAUCUAAGCGCACUGAAUCUUACUGUUGUCUAACAUCAACUGUAUCUCCAGGAUCAGAUAGUUCAAAGAGUGAAGUCAGUUAUUCUCCGUGGAUUGUUCAACCUCGUCUCUUAUCUAACCUACAAGACAGGAUUGAUAAUAAGCCUAUACACUCAAGACUGUGGAGCGCAUCAAUUCCAGCUGAACUAGGAUUAAAGUGUAUGAAAUUUGUAUACUUUAUACAACUGCAUUCACGAACUGAUAUUCCUGUCAAACCGAUAUAUGUAUGCACAUUCAAUGGAAAUCUUUGUGGAUGGAUGAAUGAUAUGAAUAUUUGGAAAUAUCAAUGGAAAUUAGUAACAAAUUCGAAACUGUCUACUGACGGUAAACAACAACAGCCUACAAGUAGUAGUAUACUAUGUAUGAAUGCAAAGCAAGCGAUACAAGAAAAUUGGAUUAACAGUUUCUCAUCAUCUAGUCUAAUUACAACCAAUACGAAUGCGGAUAUUCUUCUCUGUCGUGGUGGAUUUGAACACAAUGAAUACUGUAGUUGGGUUGUUGAUCCAAACGAUUGGGGAAGAUUUCGAUGGAAAAUGGACAAUUUACCGCUGAUAAAUAAUAAUAAUAACAAUGAUAAGGAUGAAAAUCAAAUCGGAUCAAGACGCGCCAUGUGUUUGCAUAGAUCACCAACGAUUAGAAGCUCUGAAACACUGACCUCACGUUUAUGGAGUCCAUCUGUUGGCAUUAUAGAUGAAUCUUCAGUGGAGUACGAUGCAGAAAAUUCAAUGAAUCCAACAGCUGAAUAUCAACCCCGCUGUGUUUCCUUUUCAUUUCGUUUCUUUUAUCCUCCUGUUGAACAUUUUCAUGUAGUGGAUACGGCAGUUGUUCAGACCCCGAGUCUUUCUGUAUUGAAACCUGAUCAACUACCGAUUCAAGCCUACGGUUAUGCUGCAGAUUCUGAUAUGGAUUUAAAUUGUGAAUUCCAUGAAUCAACAUGCAAUUGGUCAAACGAUCCAAACAAUUGGCCGAUAAAUUGGCGAAUAAGUGCAAUGAAUCACAAGGAAGCGUUAUCAAAAAGUGAUGUAGCGCUGACUGAGGAGAAAACUUCGAUUUGUCUAACCAUCGGAAUGCUGUCUGCUCCGCGUCAAGAGUUCAAUUAUGACAUCACCGCUCGUUUGUUCAGUCCAAUCGUCUCAGUUAUGAAACAGCCGAGUUGUUUACAACUUACAUAUAAUGUCCAGUUGAAUUCAAUAUCACCGAGAGAAUUCCUGUCGACUGGUAGAGGUGUAGAUGGAUACACUGGUGAUAAAAGACCUGUAUUAUCGCUUUUGCGUCGACAAAUGGGAUCUUGCAAACCAUCACUUGAUCCAGUGACUAAACAAUUCGGUAUAUUUUGUGGAAAUGCUGAAUUAUGGAGUUCAUCUACCAAUGAUCAUAAUAAUAAAAUAAUUCAUUCAACAAAAUGGAUUCCAGUUGUAGUGAAUUUAAAUUCAACUGAACAAGAUUUUAAGCUGAUACUGGAAGGUACAAUUCCUGCUGGAUAUCCGGAUGCUAGAAUUUGUGUUGACAAUAUUACCUCUUAUACUGAACCAUGCAGUGCUUUGGAGAAAGCUUCUGCACCAUUACCAAAUCAAUGGAGUUGGGCACAAUACUUUGGACUGACAUUUGUCGGUGCCUUGAUCUUAGGCUUAUUAAUACCAGUAUUGUUUUUAAUCAUUCUAAUAUGGGCAUGUCGUCGACGUCAUCAUGCUAUGCAUUCAAAUUAUACAAAUAACAAGUUGUUUUCAACAAAUCUAUGGUAUUAUAUUGGUGGAAAAGAGAUAUGUGACGAUCCGAAUGGAUUUCGUGGUAGUUCAAGUCUAUUAAGAUCGAAGCAUUUCAAUUCACCAUCGAAUACAGGUACUCUGUUGAAUGGUCAACAUCAUAUGAUGAUGAGUAAUGCUGAUGUAAUGGAUUUGCCGGAUGUUGUAAUCCCAGGUGGACGUGUUGUAGCAUUCAAUUAUUCAGGUAAUACGCUAGGCGGGAAUACUUUACGUCAUAAUAGCAUGGCUAAUAAUACCGGAUUUACAAAUACUGGUUACCUAUCAAAUAACAACAAUAAUUUACAAAAUGGUCAAGUUAUGCUAGGAAAUAUUAAUGGAACAGUAUCAUCAAGUGGUUCAGGAGUUGUUAAUGCUACAACUGUUGCACCACAACAACAACAACCAAAUGAACCAUUCGCUUAUCCAACAAAUCAAGGUUUCGGAGAACCUGCUUCUAUGGCAAUGAUGACAGCUAGUCAAUCACCAAUGUUGAUGACUCAAUCAAUGGCUCCAAAUUAUGGUUCUGAUGCAAAUAAUGCCUCUCAAGGAAUUUUUUCCAAUACUAAUGCACCACAAAUGAAUCAUUUCAAUACAAAUGCUCACGUCUACAAUAAGCCACAAGGCCAACAACAACAACAACAAAAUCAGCAACAACCACGUGCACAAUCUCAAUACUUUCCUCCAGCCCAGUUGACUCAAGCACCGAAUGCCAUUCAACAACCUCAACUUCAACCCCAACAACAACAACAGCAACAUCAAGGACCACAAGUAUUUCAACAACCUGCCCAACCACAACAAACACCACAAAUAUUUCAACAACCACCUCAACAGCAACAACAGCAAAUAUCUGGAUUUCAAAAUCAAAAUCUUGUCCAACAACCACAACCGCAACAACAACAGCAGUUAGCACCUAAUCAAGCACCGGUCUCAAAUCAGUUUCACACCCAACAACAACAGCAACAAUUUCCACUACCACCUCCACCAACCUCUCAACAGUUACAACAAUUGAACACGCAACAAUCUACGGUGUAUUCACAACCACAACCACAACCGCAACAACAACAACCAGUCAACCAUCAAUUUCAAUUUCAACCGCAACACCAACAACAAGUGAUCAAUGGUCAAGUGCAAACCCCCAUGUCUACUGGUGGAGCCACACAAAUACCAUCGUCUCAACAAAAUUAUCCGCCUACAGUACAAAGUAAUCAAAUCACUCCCCAACCACAACCACAGCAACAACCACAUGGAAAUACUGGAAAUAAUAAUAAUAAUAAUCUGAAUAGUAGUGGACAAGGAAUAAUGCCAGUCUCAGCUAAUAAUCGUUUUGUCACUAUGUCUCCAACGUCUGUGGGCAGUGAUUCACUCACAGAAGCUGAUCAACAAGCUGCUAUGGCUUUAUUAGCUGCUGCCACUGAAGGUAUGAUGGACACGUAUAAUCAUAGAGAGAAUCAAACAACACCGAGCACUUUUCAGCCACCAAUUUCAAACAAUAAUACUAAUAACGGAACAGAGAAUUGUUUAAAUAAUGCUAACAAUCUGAACAAUUGCAAUAGCAAUAAUAAUAAUAACAACACACAAGUAUCAACUGAUGAAGAUCAUCCCCCUCCAGGAUAUGAUGAAGCUAUCGGUUUAAUACAAAAUAACAUAAACAUGUCAAUGAUGAUGAAUACAAUGGCGAAACCAGCUGUACCGAUACCGAAUACCACGUGUACACCACCGCCUGCAUUACCACCGCGUAGAAUUAUCAAUGGAGUCGGGCUAGAGGAUAUUGAAGAUCCACAGCCAAUGGCAUGUUUAUCCCUGGCUGAACGUUAUGGUCUACCAGUGGCUGAAAUUUAAGCCAAUGCAAUCAACAUACAUACAUACAUACAUAAUAUUUACAAGGUUGAAAUGGUUAUUUAUCAGUGGUGUAUCAGCCUUUGUUGAAGGCAACGCUGAAAUUUGUCUGUUGUCGCUGGUGGUUUAGCAUGAAUACGCAUCAUU
Trichobilharzia szidati is the source of this 4233-nucleotide messenger RNA. NCBI's taxonomy places the organism in Eukaryota, Metazoa, Platyhelminthes, Trematoda, Strigeidida, Schistosomatidae. The record is from the annotation of a GenBank genome assembly.